AUGCCAACUACACCCAAAACAUAUACUCUCCUUCUCCUCGGUGAUGUAAUGAUUGGCCGACUCAUCGACGCCCUACUGCCCACCAGUAUAGCUCGACAGUCAUCACAUUCCGACCCCGAAUCGGCCGCAUGGACAGUUGACAAGCACAUUCUCCCACGUUAUCCCCAACUCAAGUCAUACGACUAUCUGUCGCCUUGGGGAAAUUGUACCGACUUGAUCCGAAAGUCUGAUCUUGUGCUUGCAAACCUUGAAACGGCCGUGACGACAAGCGAGAAGAAGUGGCCGAGCAAGGUGUUCAAUUACCGCACUCAUCCGGGGAACGUCCAAUGUUUGACAGACGUCGGCAUGGGCGGUGGAAUGAAAAGGGGCUGCGUGAGUUUGGCGAACAACCAUACGCUAGACUGGGACAUCGAAGGACUGCAAGAAACAGUCAAGACGUUGGACGAGAAUGGCGUCGAGUUUGCAGGGGCGGGUAGAACAAAGGAGGAGGCUGGCAGGCCCGCCACAUUGCGGCUUGGGGGUGAAGACGGGUGGGAUAUCAAAUGCUGGAGUUUCGCGGAUCACCCCAGCGAGUGGAAGGCCGUGGACACCUUCAACCUCAUCGACUACUCGGGAAAAGGGAGAGAGAUGAUUAAAGGGCAGCUCCUGGCGGAGGAUCACCGCGAGGGACAGAGAAAGUUGGGGUUGAAAGUCGUGUCGAUGCACUGGGGCCCAAACUACCGCUGGCAUCCCGCCAGGGAGAUCGUCGACUUGGCGCAUUGGAUGAUCGAUGAGUGCGGCGUGGACAUAAUCCACGGGCACAGCAGCCACCAUGUUCAAGGCGUGGAGAUAUACAAAGGGAAGUUGGUGGUCUACGGGUGUGGAGACUUCGUGGAUGAUUAUGCUGUCGACCCCAAAUUCAGGAAUGACUUGAGUGCGGCGUGGAGGGUCUCUCUUGGAGAGAAGACAGAGAAGGAGGGAAAAAGCGAGCUCGAGGUAAGGAGGCUGGAGGUCUUUCCAAACAGAAUCGAGCGAUUCCACGCACAGUUGCUGCAGAAAGACGAUCCGGAUCAUGAAUGGGUUGAGCAUAUAUUCAGAAAAUUGUGUCAUCGGUUUGGAACAAAGGUCGAGAAGGACCUGGGAGGCGAAGGGCAGAUCAUUAUCGAGGUCAACCCGUAA
Cladophialophora bantiana CBS 173.52 is the source of this 1158-nucleotide messenger RNA. RefSeq lists its product as uncharacterized. NCBI's taxonomy places the organism in Eukaryota, Fungi, Ascomycota, Eurotiomycetes, Chaetothyriales, Herpotrichiellaceae. The transcript has a single exon. The coding region runs from base 1 to 1158 and encodes 385 amino acids. The record is from RefSeq and is a predicted model, not a curated record.